CGAAAAUACACUGUUCUUGUUGAGGCAGGGAAAUGACAGCGGUCGGCAGAUUAACAGAUAAACAAUUUCAAACUUUAAUUGAAACAAUACGUAAAUUAGCGCCAGCAGAUGAACAAAUCACCGAAGUAAAAUCCAAGGGCAGCUUCAGUAAAUGCACGACAAGAUUCGGUGGACAAUACGAUCAUGACGCGGUUGAUGAAUUCGUAACAGCAGUGCAAACAUAUAAAGAUGUGGAGGGUAUAAGUGAUACAGAUGCGUUAAAAGGCAUAUCGCUGCUAUUUUAUAGCCAGGCAAGCACUUGGUGGAAAGGGGUAAGACGUGAUGCUAAGACAUGGGAUGAUGCUCUCCAAAUGCUGCGUGACAAUUUCUCACCUGUUAUGGCACCUUAUCAAAUAUAUAUGGAAAUUUUUGAUAGAAAGCAAGAUAGCUCUACAACAAUAGAUCAGUUUAUUUGUGAGAAACGUGCACUACUAGCCAAAUUACCUGAGGGUCUUCAUGACGAAGCUACCGAAUUAAAUUUUAUUUAUGGUUUGCUACACAAUAAAUAUCGACAAGCGAUUCCACGGCAGGAAAUCAAAUCGUUCAGAGAUUUACUUGAAAAGGGACGUAAAAUAGAAAGAGGUCACUAGUGUAUAUGGAAUAUUUUGUGUAUAUUUUUAUAUAAUUUAUCUUUAUCAAUAUAUUUAUAA
Messenger RNA from Teleopsis dalmanni, 689 nucleotides. RefSeq names its product activity-regulated cytoskeleton associated protein 2-like. Bases 33 to 629 code for a protein of 198 amino acids. NCBI's taxonomy places the organism in Eukaryota, Metazoa, Arthropoda, Insecta, Diptera, Diopsidae. The transcript is spliced from 2 exons. The record is from RefSeq and is a predicted model, not a curated record.